AUGCCUGUUCGUGCGUGCUUCCCCUCCAUCACCAGGUCUAAUGUUCGUCACGUGGGUGAUAAAGGAUUUCAAGUCUUUGCAACACAGCAUUACGUCACCGGAAUUCGAAAGCGGUGGCUGCAAAUGGUAAGGAAGAAGAAAAUCAAGGCAAAGUUUUGGCUCGCUAUAAAAAGUCCAUACCGACGUAGAGCAACACGUGAUGAUCCGAAAUAUUUUGAUUGGAAGUAUACUGCGUGGGGUGUAUCAGACUUGUUGGACCGUAGCGAACUUGAUGAUGGUUUUCUUGAUGAUCACGGUGAUCUCAAUAUUGAAGCUCACGUAGAGGUUCUCUUCAAAUCUGGUCUUCAGACGUGUUGCUGUGGCAGGGGCUUUAGACAACGUGUUCGAUGA
This is a messenger RNA of Microthlaspi erraticum, 390 nucleotides long. NCBI's taxonomy places the organism in Eukaryota, Viridiplantae, Streptophyta, Magnoliopsida, Brassicales, Brassicaceae. The record is from the annotation of a GenBank genome assembly.